CAGCGAGAACAAAUUUGGAAGGAGCAACGCACAUACGCACCCCAAACACAAUAAUGUUCCACACCUUCUUCAACCUCUUCCGCUCCUCACAGAGAAAUCAAUGCCUUCCCUAGCAGAAAUUGCAGUGACCGCUGAUUUAUAUCUCUUCUUGUAAUGGUUAUUGUCCAAGCUUCCAAGCUUACCCUCCCUAAUCCUUCUCUUUUCUCUCCUCACAUAACCUCUAUUCUCUGUGAACCCACUUCUCACUCUCUUGCUCUCAUGCACUCUGACUCUUCCUUCUCUCUCUAUCCCUCCUUUUCCCCUUCUUCUUCCUUUCCUUCUCUGCAUACGCUAAUUCCUUCUCCUUCUUCAUCCUCCACCUUCCUUCUCCUUCAGAGUUCAAACCCUAAUUUUAACCCUCGGGUCCUCUUCAUUGUGUGUGGUCCCCACAGAGCUGGGUCCGAGAUUCUUCUCCGGUUCUACAUAUUGCGGAAGAGCAAGGUUUUUGCGAAAGCCCGAGUUAUUUGCUCUCAGAAAGACCUCCGAUUCCAGUCGAAUUUGGGGGUUUUGGUCAACGUUAAGCACGGGGUUUCGAUUAAGUUAGCUGGGUCCAUCAACUACUUUGCUAUGUACUCUGUCUCGAGCUCGAAAAUCUGGGUGUUCGGGGCCAAGAUGGAGGGUAGCGAUGAAGGUGAUGAUGAUGGUGUGGUAGUGAAAUUAAUGAGGUGCGCUGUGCUCGAGUGUCCUAAGCCCAUUUGGUCUCUCAGCGUUUCCUUUGGGUUCCUGCUUUUAGGGGAAGAACAUGGAGUUAGAGUUUUCAAUCUUAGGCGACUCGUAAAAGGGCGAGAUAAUAAAGCGAAGAAUUCGAAGUUAGAUAGUCGAGGAUCUUCUCUCCCAAAUGGAGUCGUCGGCCAUGAUUGUAGGAAACAUGGGGCUAGCGAUCGAGGAGGUAAAAAUCGUAGCAUUGAGGGGGUUUCGGGAAUAACCUGCAAUGGUGAUGUGGAGUGGAAAACCGGAAAACAUCAUGGACCUGUGAAGCAGAUGAAUGCAAAGUUUAGACAAGAUGACAGAGAUGGAAGCACCUGUUUUGUGUCAUUGAAGAGAUAUGAGAUGGAAACAAAAUUGUCAGGGAAGGUGUCUAUAUCCACAAAAGCAGUUUCCAUUCAGGCUCUGUCCCAAAGAAAGUUUCUGGUCUUAGACUCAGAUGGAGAUUUACACUUGCUAUGUCUUUCUAAUUCUGUUAUGGCAGCAAAUAUUUCUGGUCAUAUGAGGAAGUUGCCUCACACAAUGAAAGUGCAGAAUAUGGCUAUUCUUCCAGAUGUCUCUCUGAUUUCCCAGACUGUCUGGAUAUCAGAUGGACACAAUACUGUGCAUGUGUUGGCGAUUGACAUGGAUAAUGCUUUAAAUGCAACUGAUGGAAAUGAUGGGGAUGACAAGCUGCUGCAUCUUCCAGUUGUUCAAGUUAUUUUCUCUGGUGAAAGGAUCCAAGAUGUCGUUUCUCUAGCUUCAGAUGUUAUUUUGAUCCUCGGGCAAGGAAGCUUAUAUGCAUAUGCGAUUUCCUGAAGUUGCUUGGCAUUUUAAUAUUUUUCAUUGGAAGUCAACAUUCCUGGGUCUAAUGACAAUGUAAUGCCUACUUAAGUGGGUUUCUGCUGGGAAAAUGCUAUCCUCCAUUCCAGGAGCUCUGGUCGCCCCAACUAGCAAUGCUUCCUCAAGAGACUGGAGUUCAUGAAGAUACAUGUGAGUUCUGAGUUGCGGAGCUCAGAGUCAGUUGACAGCUCACCGCUGGGCCACGUGUCUUGAAGCCUUGUUGUGGUAACCUGCAGGACUAGGACUUGCAUGCCUGUUAACAUGUCAAACUGUUCCCAGUUAGCCCAUUUUUUGGAUGUUGUUGGCUGAAGCACUGGUUGUCUGCAAGAUUACUCAACAGAGUUUAUCAGAGAAGGCUCAUAUCGAUCUUUGGCCAACUGGGUUGAUUUCUCUGUUGCAAAGUAGUCUCUAUAUUUUGUCAUUCUUUGUUUUUAUCUCCAGAGCAUUAUGAAUUUUUUUUCUUUUUUUUCCCUUGAAGUUUGGUUGAUAUCUACUUGUAGCCGGAUAUUGAUGCAGCUGCUAUUAUGUUAAGUACCUGUUAAACUCUUCAAUUAAGCUGUGAUUAUGAGUUUAUUAUAGAUAUGUAUUGCUCAUUACGAAGCUGUGUAGAUUUGUUCUUUGGCUGAGUAGUUCCAGUUGUAAAUAGAAGAAUAAAACAAAGAGAUCCAAGUAGAGUGAAAUAAAAUAAUCACAAUUCAGAUUU
Messenger RNA from Prosopis cineraria, 2269 nucleotides. RefSeq lists its product as uncharacterized. The transcript has 8 exons. Bases 154 to 1542 code for a protein of 462 amino acids. The record is from RefSeq and is a predicted model, not a curated record. NCBI's taxonomy places the organism in Eukaryota, Viridiplantae, Streptophyta, Magnoliopsida, Fabales, Fabaceae.